This is a messenger RNA of Phacochoerus africanus (Common warthog), 975 nucleotides long. Its product is annotated as mast cell protease 3-like. NCBI's taxonomy places the organism in Eukaryota, Metazoa, Chordata, Mammalia, Artiodactyla, Suidae. Gene Ontology annotation, molecular function: serine-type endopeptidase activity. Bases 104 to 859 code for a protein of 251 amino acids. Gene Ontology annotation, cellular component: cytoplasm; intracellular membrane-bounded organelle. The transcript is spliced from 5 exons. Gene Ontology annotation, biological process: proteolysis. The record is from RefSeq and is a predicted model, not a curated record.
GAAGUCUCGUGUGAUAAAGAUCACAACACAGGAGGAGACACUCAGGGGUAAAAGACCAGAAGGAAGCACCAGCAGCUCAGAUCUGGGCAGCCUUCCUGGAGAGAUGUUCCUCCUCUUGCUCCUAGUGGCCCUUCUUCCAUCCCCCCCUGGGGAGGCAGGGAAAAUCAUUGGAGGCCAUGAAGUCACACCUCAUUCUCGUCCCUACAUGGCAUAUUUUGAGUUCAAGACUUCAGGGAGGACAUCAGUCUGUGGGGGUUUCCUUGUGAGCACAAACUUUGUUCUGACAGCAGCCCAUUGUUGGGGAAGCUCAAUCAAACUCACCCUGGGAGGCCACAACAUCCGAAAGAAGGAGGAGACUCAGCAGGUGAUCCCGGUGAAAAAUGCCAUCUGCCACCCAGACUAUGAUAAUGAAAGCUAUGCCAACGACAUCAUGUUACUGCAGCUGAUGUGGGCGGCCAAGCUGGGUCCUGCUGUGGGAGUACUUAAGCUGCCCAGGUACAGGGAACUGGUGAUGCCAGGGACAGUUUGCAGCGUGGCUGGCUGGGGCCGCCUCAGCGUCAACAGCCCCCUUGCAACAACACUACGGGAGACAGACGUUCAAGUCCAAAGGGAUGAGCAAUGCAGUGGCCGCUUCAAGUAUAACUCCACUACCCAGAUAUGUGCCGGGAGCCCAAUAAAGAUGAAUAAUUCUUUUUUGGGUGACUCUGGGGGUCCCCUUGUGUGCCAAGGUGUGGCCCAGGGCAUUGUCUCCUUUGGAAAAAAGGAUGGAAGUCCUCCAAAUGUCUACACCAAAAUUUCGAGCUUUCUGCCCUGGAUAAAAAAAACAAUGAGAAACCAUACACAGCAGGGGCCAGACUGAGGUGCCCCCAGGAUGGGUCCUUCUGUCUUCUCUGGGGCAGAGGCCAGAAUGGCACUGGGCAAGGGCGGUGGGGGGCCUGACUCAGACUUAAUAAACUUUCAUCUCUGGAGCAGAAA